AGGUUGGACAAACACCUGUUAUGGAUGGUCUGGAUAAUACUUAGUCCUGCCAUGAGAGCUGCAGAAAAUACUACUGCUGUCUUUGUGGUGAAUCAGACACCCCCUUCUAUCCGUGCAAUGGAAGGGUCAGAGUUCACCAUUGAGUGUACAUUCAACACAAGAAAUAAUUCAACCAAGUGGUUUGGUGAUUGGAGUAAAACCAGAAACAAUGUAACAGCAAAGGUGAACAAUGUAAUAGAUCGAAUCAUAUUAUCAGCAGAUACAGAAAAGAGGUCUCUUUCUCUCACUGUAAAGAAAGCUGAUGUCACUGAUUCUGGAACCUACAUGUGUGGGGUUGGGAGCAAACAUGGGACAUCUCCUGGGAAUGGAACCCAAGUGACCAUCGAUGAAAUUACCGACCUGAUGGUGAAUCAAACCCCAACCAGUGUCAGUGAUUUAGAAGGCUCAGAACUUACCAUGAAGUGUACAUUCAAGACAGUCAAUAACCACAGCACCAUGUAUGUGCGAUGGUAUAACUAUGGGACUGAGGGACUAAAGAAAGAGCUGGUGAAUGACAGCGAUGUGAUCACAACCCUGCAUUUGGAAAAUGGGUUUGCCUCUCUCACUUUGAAGAAUGCAAAAUCAUCUAAUACAGGAAUCUACGUGUGUGAGGUGGGGAUCACAGCAAGGAACCUCUCUGGGAAUGGAACAGGAACCCAAGUGACCAUCGAGAGUAAGUGCCAGAAUUUCCUACCUGAUCUUCUUGGGGAAAUGGGGGCGAGCGAGUGA
Messenger RNA from Emys orbicularis (European pond turtle), 768 nucleotides. RefSeq names its product polymeric immunoglobulin receptor-like. The transcript is spliced from 3 exons. Gene Ontology annotation, biological process: B cell differentiation; B cell receptor signaling pathway. The record is from RefSeq and is a predicted model, not a curated record. The annotation marks the transcript as partial. Gene Ontology annotation, cellular component: B cell receptor complex; external side of plasma membrane. Lineage: Eukaryota; Metazoa; Chordata; Testudines; Emydidae.